Soboliphyme baturini is the source of this 368-nucleotide messenger RNA. Lineage: Eukaryota; Metazoa; Nematoda; Enoplea; Dioctophymatida; Soboliphymatidae. The record is from the annotation of a GenBank genome assembly.
AUGGUUCGAAAUUCCAACUUCAUUCACUCGGUUGUUAGGUCAUCUCAAGGCCCGGUCGCUGGUAAUUUGUGUUCAAUGCCAGAAAACGGUGUGGAAGAAGAAGUUUUGCGGUUUGCCAGAAAACUGGACAGAAUCAUCAGCGGUAACAAAUCGGAACAAGAUGCGUUGGACAUUCUCAAGUCAUUGCGGUGUGUUCAGAUGACACUGGAGAUUCUGCAGCGGACGAGAGUGGGGAUGACCGUAAACGAGUUGAGGAAGAAGACCACCAACAAGGCGAUUCAGUCGGAAGCCAGAAAUUUAAUCAGAAUAUGGAAAAAGUUGUUAGGUACGUUGCUGUUAUUUGUUCGGUUCGAUUGUACCUUAUAAAG